This is a messenger RNA of Gasterosteus aculeatus aculeatus (three-spined stickleback), 2016 nucleotides long. The record is from RefSeq and is a predicted model, not a curated record. Lineage: Eukaryota; Metazoa; Chordata; Actinopteri; Perciformes; Gasterosteidae.
UCGUCUUCGGUUUCUCCGGCGGAGUGGAGCAUCCUCGCGCUGUCGCCAUGUCAACUCACGUUUCAAAACCAACCAGCAGCCGAUCAACCGCCCGAGCGAGUCACUCGGAGAUUGUUGGCUACGCUUCAGUUUGAAGAGGUAAGCCGGGUGUGGCCUUUCGUCUUCUCCUCCAUUCUUCCAAUGGAAGCAUUAAACGCUGCUUCGAAGUAAUCACUGCCGCUGACUUCCCGCCGGAGCCCAUUUCGCCGCCCGUCAGGGGAGAAAAUGCGGGGCAGGGAGGAGGAGGAAGUCGACGCGGCGUCUCGUUUGUGACGUCGUUUCGACACUAUUCGUGUCACGGCCUUUUCAGCCGAGCCAAAGUGACUCGGAGCAACUCUUGUACCCGCGGGUCAUCGUUCGAAUUCAUCGAGAAGCCGACGGUCAAGACCGUCACUUGGCUGUGACCGUUAACGUUACACCGGGUUGAGUCCCCGGAAUAGUUCACCCGCACGCCCCGGAGAGAGAGAUAUUGGGGGGCGGGGUCACACACACUCACGCGUUGUUUUAUCACUGCAGGUUUUUUUUUUUUUUUUAAUCUUCUUGACGAGUGGUCGGAGGAGGAGGAGGAGGAGGAGAAGAUGGCCAGGGCUGCAAGUAUUUUGAAGUUGGCCGUGGUCAUCCUCGUGUUCCUGCUGGUUGUCUUCAUGGCUUUCCAGCUGCUGGAGAUAAACAUGGACUUCCAGAUUGGCGGUGUGAUGUCAAGAUCUGUGCCGUUGAAUGAAGGCUCAGCAAAGCCAUUCCGGCACAAGUGUGGCCUGACCAAGUCGUGCCCGCCCGGAAACCUGCCCUUCCGGAUGACGAGCGGCGCGGCCAGCGUCGUGGGACCCAGAGUCUGCCUGAACGACAAAUUAAUAUUGAGCGCGGUGAAGAACAACGUGGGGAGAGGAAUCAACAUCGCCCUGGUCAACGGGAGAACAGGGGACGUUAUCAAGACGGAUUACUUUGACAUGUGGGGAGGAGAGGUGGCUCCCUUCAUCACCUUCCUGAAGGGCAUCGAGGACGGCACGGUGGUGAUGAUGGCCUCGUUCGACGAUCCGGCCACAAAACUCAACGACGAAGCCAAGAAGCUGAUCGCCGACCUGGGCAGCACCGCCAUCAACAACCUGGGCUUUCGCGACAACUGGGUCUUCGUGGGGGGGAAAGGCAUCAAGACCAAGAGUCCGUUCGAGCUGGGUAACGCCUACCAUAUAAAGAACAACGCAGAAACCAACAAGUUCGAGGGGUGGCCCGACGUGCUGGAGAUGGAGGGCUGCAUCCCUCAGAGGCAGGACUGACCCGAGCUCGGCUCCUCCCGGCGACCCCCGUCCCCCCCCUAUGCGAUGCCCGACGAGCGACUUAACACUCACGGCCCCGCCUCCUGAGAUUGCCGUUUACAUUUGCCCAACCGGAGCGGGAAACCUUCCAGGCGAGGGAAAGAAAGGGGAGCUUCUGUGAAACCGGAAAGGUGAAGCUCGGACCUGUCUGGGAGCAUCAAUGUAGGAGGAAGUGAAGCGGAUCACGCGGACCUCCGCUUGGUUGUCGGCGUGCCGGGACACUUUCUGUGUGACGCCCGCAGACUGUUACUGAUGCUGUUGCGUAAUUGCACUGUUACUCAUGGAAAUGGUUUUCAGGGCCCGCAGGGCCGUGUUUCCUUCUUCCUGUUUUCUGCCUUAAUCGCUUUGUUGAUUGGUCUUGGCUCCUUUCGGAGAGAAUUUUUACUGGGAAAAUAGUAAUUAACAGGGUUUGAAAUGCUUACGUUACAAUGUAAUCAAAUGUACCAAAUUCACUGUGAAAUGUGUAAAUAUCCAUUUAGAAAAUAAUCUAAAAGAUCUUAAAUUAAUGACCAUUUUAACUAUAAUAUAAAUUCUUUUAAUAAAUGAUAUUGGUAGCUAAAUGUGUGUGUGUGAGGGGAUUAUAUAUGUUUUUGUUAUAUUUAGCGGUGUGUGUGUAUGUGGUUUUCUGUUUGUCAAAUAAAGUUGAUGCCUCCGAUCACAUUAA